Lactuca saligna is the source of this 300-nucleotide messenger RNA. The record is from the annotation of a GenBank genome assembly. Lineage: Eukaryota; Viridiplantae; Streptophyta; Magnoliopsida; Asterales; Asteraceae.
AUGAAAGCAAGUCUUCAUGGAUUCAUAAAGUCUCCUCUUUUACGUUGCAUAGCAACCUUUGACAUCUUCUCAUCAUCAUAUGUAUAUAGAGUUUCAGAUAUGGAACUUGUGAGUGUGCUUCCGAGUGCAGAAGAUGAGGUCAAUGUGGCUUGCUUUCAUCCUCUUGCUGGAGUUGGUCUUGUUUAUGGAACCAAGGAAGGCAAACUUAGAAUCCUUCAGCAUGAUGGUGGUCAUGCACCUAUACCUGAUCACUUUUUUGAAGCAAGAGCAGUUGAGGUACAACAGCUCUUGUAUUUGUAA